AUGGACAGCUUGAUCGUGCGCCGGCGCUCGCUUGACCUCAACUAUCCCGAGGUGUUCGCACGCAAGUCAGAUUACAUCCAGACGAGCAAAGCCUUCGCCGUGGCCGGCUUCACCAUCAGUGCUUUGGCGUGUCCUCCAUCUGGACCCAAAGACCGGCGCCACCUCGAUCAGCUGGCGCCGCGUGCCCGGGGCCGCAUCUCCUGCGACGGCGCCGGCUUCGUGCCACGCGAGGAGGAGCAGGAGAACGGUCAGGAGCACAGCCUGGUUUCUGUGGCGGCGAGUGACGUCUUGGACAAGCUCAAAAAGCUGGCUUUCGUUGACUGCAGCGGCCUCACCGUCAAGGCCGUAGCCGAGGCGCUAAACGAGCUCGGCUUUAAGCAGGAGCGCCUGGCCAACGACGGACGAAUUGUUUGGAAGGUGCCGUGCGGUUUCAAGCGCCAGGCAGGGGCGUCCCUGCUGCAAGACUGGGGCCAGCGAGCGACGACGGUGGCGGACUUUUUGGCGCUCCUCCGACCAGAUCUGCAAGUGCGGAUGGAGGAGCUGCAGGAUGCUUUCGGCCCGGCGUUGUGGCCGCAGAUGGGGGCCUUGGUCGUUUCAGCCGAGACCGAAGCCGGAGGCGCUGCUGUCAACGAGCGCCGGCGUGAGAAGAGCACGCCCGAGGUCCAGGUGGUGGCCGUUCCGCUGGUGGCAUCAGUAGGAGGCAAGAUCAGUUCGACCACGGCACGCGAGAUGGACUCCUUGGCUUCGGCCAUGCAGUCUUGCUGGGCGCUGGUUCCCGAACCAGGAAAGGCUCAGCGUUGGCUGCCCUUGCUCCUGGCCCUUGCUCGGCAAGGUGUCCAAGCAGAGAGGGUGACACAGAGCCUACAGCGCCUCGAGACGGCCUGUGGUGAAGCAAAGCCCGAGCCGGCCGCGGCGAGGUGCCUCGAGCUCGCGCCCGUGCCAGGGCUCCUGGAGGCUGUGGCUGUGGACGUCGGCUGGGGAGAAGAUGUGGUGACACAGAUCCGGCUGGAACUGGAUCAGGGCGCCCGGUCGCGCCUCUGA
Symbiodinium natans is the source of this 1041-nucleotide messenger RNA. The record is from the annotation of a GenBank genome assembly. Lineage: Eukaryota; Dinophyceae; Suessiales; Symbiodiniaceae.